AAAAAGAAAAAAAAACCGGUCUGUACAAUGACCAGAAAAUCUGUAGACUCUAAGAGAAGUUUUGCUCACGGUCAUUGCACACAUUAACCUCCAGCUUCUGAAGAUGGAAAAAUUCAACGUGUAUUCAGCAAUUCUUUGUGCAGUUGUAGCAGUUUGUUAUCACAAUGCUUUGGACUGUGGUUUUGUUUUUGAUGACAUGUCAGCCAUUGUUGAAAACAAAGAUCUGAAACCUAGAGUUCCUGUUAUCAACCUGUUUUGGAAUGAUUUCUGGGGUACACCUAUGCAUAUGGAGAAAAGUCACAAAUCAUAUCGACCAUUAUGUGUACUGACCUUCCGUAUGAACUAUAUGAUCAGUGAAAUUGAACCAAUGUCAUACCAUUUAAUUAACGUCAUCUUACAUGCUGUUGUUUGCAUUGUGUUAAUGAAGAUAUGCACUCUUUUUAUGAAAGAAUUUACGAGUUUUCUAGCAGCAUUGCUGUUUGCUGUGCAUCCAGUUCACACAGAAGCUGUAACUGGUGUGGUAGGCAGAGCUGAAUGUUUGUCUUCUAUAUUUUUCUUAGCUGCUUUAUGGUCUUACUCAAGAUGUACAGGAUACAAAUCAAAAACAGUUUGGCCACCACUAAUAUAUACAGUUAUUUUGGUUACCGUAGCAAUGUUGUGUAAAGAAAUAGGCAUUACAGUGAUUGGAGUGUGUUGUGUAUAUGAAGUUUUUAUUGUACAAAGGGCAACAUUUACAGAAUGUCUGCAGAUAAUUAUAAGUACUUUCAAAGGAAAGCCAGUUUUACCAUCUUGGUUUAAAGACUCUGUAAUAAGAUGUGUUUUCCUUGUUGGUACAACAAUGUUUUUAAUGGUGGCCAGAAUCAAAGUCAUGGGAGCUCAACUUCCCAUAUUUACUAGAUUUGAUAAUCCAGCAUCCAUGGAGCCCUUUCCUACCAAGCAUAUGACUUACAACUACUUGUUACCUGUCAACACUUGGAUACUGGUAAACCCCUCGCACCUAUGCUGUGAUUGGACAAUGGGAACUAUACCUGUCAUUAAUUCUUUAUUAGAUCACCGUAACCUAAUUACGUUGUUGUUCUAUGCAAUAUUGGCUAGAUUUGUUGUGUAUAUGCUGAGUCAACAGAAUGAUAGGAACAGAGCUGUUAUAAUGUGUCUGACCAUGAUUAUCUUACCAUUUAUACCAGCAUCUAACCUGUUUUUCCCAGUAGGAUUUGUGGUUGCUGAGAGAAUUUUAUACACACCAAGCAUGGGAUUCUGUGCUUUAGUGGCAUUAGGAUUUGAAAUUUUAAUGAAUUAUAAAAGAGAAUUAAAAGCUGUUCUGUGGGCAUGCAUGGGAAUACUAUUAUUGACUCAUGGAACAAAGACUUAUAUGAGAAAUUUUGAUUGGAAAUCAGAAUAUUCUCUAUUCAGAUCAGCUUUAAAGGUGAAUCAGCAGAAUGCCAAGUUAUUUAACAAUGUAGGACAUGCUCUAGAGAAAGACCAGAAUUGGUCAGAAGCUUUAGAAUAUUUCCAGAAAGCAGUUAGUGUACAACCAGAUGAUAUUGGAGCACAUAUAAAUGUUGGAAGAACUUACAACAACAUGAACAUGAGUACUGAAGCAGAAGAAGCUUAUAUGAAAGCUUUACAUUUGUUCCCUCCUAUUAUACCAGGAAGAAGUUAUACAGCCAGAAUAGCACCUAACCAUCUAAAUGUUUACCUUAACUUAGCUACAUUAAUGGUGAAAAAUGAUUCAAGACUUCAUGAAGCUGAUAAGAUGUUACAGACAGCGGUCAGUAUGAGACCUGAUUACGUACAGGGAUAUAUCAACAGAGGUGAUAUCAUGGUCAAGUUAGGCAGAAUGAAAGAAGCAAUAGAGAUCUACAAAACAGCUCUGAAAUAUGAACCAGAUAAUGCUGAUGUCUAUUACAAUCUUGGUGUUGUGAGUUUGGAAUUGAAAGACCCAAAUGCAGCAAGAAUAUAUUUUGAAACUGCUUUGCAACAUGACCCAGAUCAUUGGCAAUCUUUGUAUAAUUCAGCCAUCAUGAUACAGGAACAUGGAAAUGUUAAUGAUUGGCCAGAACUUGAAAGGAGGUUACAACAUCUAGAGAAGAAAAAUCCAAAUGACCCAAAGAUUUACUUUACAAUGGGAAUGUUAGAUAUGGACAGGAAAGAUUACGUAUCUGCUGAAAAACAUAUUAAGAAAUGUCUACAGUAUGAGCCUACAUUUAGAAGUGCUUUAUUUAAUUUAGCAUUGAUGUUAGUCAACAAUCUCAAUAAACCACUGGAAGCAUUGCCUUACUUAAAUACUUUAUUACAGAAUUAUCCUGAUCAUACCAAAGGCAUGAUGUUAUUGGGAGAUAUCAAUGUUAAUGUACAGAAAGAUUUAGAUUCUGCUGAUAAACAUUUUAGGAGAGUUGUUGAAUUGGAGCCAGACAAUAUACAAGCCAAUCACAAUCUGUGUGUUGUUAUGGUAGAGAGAGGUGAUUUAUUUGGUGCUGAAAAAUGCCUGACAAAAGUGUAUAAUAUGGCACCCAAUGAAAAGUACAUCAUUAAUCAUUUAAACAUUGUCCGGACAAAACUUAAUCAAGCAAUUAAAGCUAGAAGAGAACAGAAGCUUAAACAACAAGAACAACAACAGCAACAUGGCAAACAGUCUCAAACGAAAAAUUAGGGAGGAACAGGUCAGAGAAAUAUUAAAUUUCAAAAGUAUAAGGAGAAAGACUGCAGAUCUGAUCUCUGUAUACGUACUGACUAGAAAAUUAUGGUAGAAGGUAUGGGUAUAAACACCUGGGACAUCAUAGACAUAUAGUCUUCACGAUAAACUUAUGCAGCCACAAGCUCUAGG
Mytilus californianus (California mussel) is the source of this 2824-nucleotide messenger RNA. RefSeq names its product protein O-mannosyl-transferase TMTC3-like. NCBI's taxonomy places the organism in Eukaryota, Metazoa, Mollusca, Bivalvia, Mytilida, Mytilidae. The record is from RefSeq and is a predicted model, not a curated record. Gene Ontology annotation, molecular function: mannosyltransferase activity; protein binding. Bases 104 to 2650 code for a protein of 848 amino acids. Gene Ontology annotation, biological process: protein O-linked glycosylation via mannose. The transcript is spliced from 21 exons. Gene Ontology annotation, cellular component: endoplasmic reticulum.